This is a messenger RNA of Cuscuta epithymum, 1142 nucleotides long. Lineage: Eukaryota; Viridiplantae; Streptophyta; Magnoliopsida; Solanales; Convolvulaceae. The record is from the annotation of a GenBank genome assembly.
UUGGUUUUUGGUGCGCUGUGUACUAGGAGUUGAGUUUGGUGAGCAAGUCUAAUCUUCAGCGAGUGAGUUCAAAGGGCAAAAGGGGGUGCGCCCAGUAUGUUUUGCGGUGCGCGAAGGAGGAGCGAAUACAAACUUGCCCUAUAAUUAGAGCUGGUUGGUUUGUGUAACCCUAAUAGAAUUCUCCUGCCUGCCGCUUGUUUCUGCGCAUCUCUUCUCUACCUUACGCCGCCCUCAUCUUUCAAGAGUGUGAACAUGGCUCGCCGGAGCUCUGGAAGAUCUGCACGUCCUGUUCCUCGCCGAGCUGCUCCAGCACCAGCUCCUGUAAAGAGUGCACCUCCUGCAGCACCCAUGCAAAGCAGUGGUGGGGGGUCUAUGUUGGGAAACAUUGGAUCUACCAUCGCUCAAGGUAUGGCUUUCGGUACUGGAAGUGCUGUGGCUCAUCGGGCUGUAGAUGCUGUAAUGGGUCCACGCACGGUUCAGCAUGAAAUGGCUGCGGCUCCAACACCUGAGGCUCAAGUGUCAUCCGUAUCCAACAGCUUUGGGGGCUCUGAGGCUUGCAAUAUGCACUCUAAGGCCUUCCAAGAUUGCUUGAAUGCCUCUGGAAAUGAGAUCAGCAAGUGCCAGUUCUACAUGGAUAUGCUGUCCGAGUGCCGCAGGAAUGCAAUGCUAAAUGCGUAGUCAUUUGGCUAUUGUGUCGUUUGCUCUAUGAAAGUGCUCUUGAAGCUUUUACUUUCUAAUAUUGGUGUCAAACUGCACUAUUUGAAUGGUUGGGAAUUCGAUUUGAUUUGAAUGGUUUUAAAUAAACAUUUUAAUAAUACUAUCCUAGUCUGCGUCUUUCGUUUCAUUUGCACUUGUGCUUGUUUUCUGAUUGGAUUAUACUUCCCGUUCUUUAAAACAUGGCCAAGUCUAAGUGCUCUUGAAGCUUUUACUUUUUAAUAUUGGUGUCGAACUGCACUAUUUGAGUGGUUGGGAAUUUGAUUUCAUUUGAAUGGUUUUAAAUAAACAUUUUAAUAAUACUAUUCGAGUCUGUGUCUUUCGUUUCAUUUGCACUAGUGCUUGUUUUCUGACUAGAUUAUACUCUUUCUGUUUUUUAAAACUUGACCAAGUUUGACCGGCACGAGAAUUAAUAAAGUAAAAUUGUG